Messenger RNA from Papilio machaon (common yellow swallowtail), 7577 nucleotides. Its product is annotated as mucin-22. Gene Ontology annotation, cellular component: extracellular region. The coding region runs from base 57 to 7577 and encodes 2506 amino acids. Gene Ontology annotation, molecular function: chitin binding. Lineage: Eukaryota; Metazoa; Arthropoda; Insecta; Lepidoptera; Papilionidae. The record is from RefSeq and is a predicted model, not a curated record. The transcript is spliced from 18 exons.
ACUGCUAAGCGACAGACGCUACUGCUUUUUUGUUCAAGAGAACUAUGUGAAUAGAUAUGUACAGUGCGCUUCUACUACUAUUUGUUGUGACGUGUUCAGCGCAAUUUCUUCCCAACGGCUGCCCAGCUGACUUCAGCGUACAUCUCCUGCUACCUCACGAGAUCCACUGCGAUAAGUUCUACCAGUGCAGCAAUGGACGUAAAAUACUCAUGCAGUGCGGACCUGGUACAUUAUUUGAUGACAAACUACAGGUGUGCAAUUGGCCUUCACAAGUAAACUGCAAUAGAGUUACUGAAACAACAGAAGCAACGGUUACCACACCCUCUACUUCUGGAACAUCAAAAGGUGAAACGACUUCUGGAGGAACAACAGGAGGACCAGUUUUUACUACUGAAAGUUAUACCCAUGAAUCUCCGCCAACUCCUACUCAAGAAUUAGAUACCACCACACUGUUGGAUACUACCGGAACAACGGCGAGCUCAGAUAGCAAUACAUUCCCAACGAUUACAUCUACAGAUCGAUAUCCUACUGUGAUUUCAACAACAACAACUGAGAGAUACACUACAGUAUCAUCUGAAAGCCCCACUCAACAGUAUGAAACCACUCUUCAAACAGAUGCUACAAAAACAACAGACAAUUCAGAUAGUUAUACAUUCCCGACAACAACGUCUACAGACCGAUAUCCGACUGUCGUUUCUACAACAACAGAACAUGAGACCACAGCAACUUCUGGGGAUCCAACGGAAGCGUACGAAACGACUACACAGUCAGAUGUUACUGAAACUACAACUAGUUCAGAUAGUACAACAACUACGUCUACAGAACGAUAUCCUACUGUGAUUUCAACAACAACAACUGAGAGAUACACUACAGUAUCAUCUGAAAGCCCCACUCAACAGUAUGAAACCACUCUUCAAACAGAUGCUACAAAAACAACAGACAAUUCAGAUAGUUAUACAUUCCCGACAACAACGUCUACAGACCGAUAUCCUACUGUGAUUUCAACAACAACAACUGAGAGAUACACUACAGUAUCAUCUGAAAGCCCCACUCAACAGUAUGAAACCACUCUUCAAACAGAUGCUACAAAAACAACAGACAAUUCAGAUAGUAAUACAUUCCCGACAACAACGUCUACAGACCGAUAUCCGACUGUCGUUUCUACAACAACAGAACAUGAGACCACAGCAACUUCUGGGGAUCCAACGGAAGCGUACGAAACGACUAUACAGUCAGAUGUUACUGAAACUACAACUAGUUCAGAUAGUAAUACAUUCCCUCCAACAACAACUUCUACAGACCAAUAUCCUACUGUGAUUUCAACAACAACAACUGAGAGAUACACUACAGUAUCAUCUGAAAGCCCCACUCAACAGUAUGAAACCACUCUUCAAACAGAUGCUACAAAAACAACAGACAAUUCAGAUAGUAAUACAUUCCCGACAACAACGUCUACAGACCGAUAUCCGACUGUCGUUUCUACAACAACAGAACGUGAGACCACAGCAACUUCUGGGGAUCCAACGGAAGCGUACGAAACGACUAUACAGUCAGAUGUUACUGAAACUACAACUAGUUCAGAUAGUAAUACAUUCCCUCCAACAACUACGUCUACAGAACGAUAUCCUACUUUUAGUUCAACAACAACAACGCAAGUUUAUACAACAGUAACUUCUGAAACUCCGACUCAAGUAUACGAUACGACCACACCAUCAGAUGACUACGGAACUGCAACAACAACGGAAGGAUACUCCACAGUUUCUUCUGAAACCACUCAAGAGUAUGAAACUACUCCACAACCAGAUACCACCAAAACCACAGAGGGUUCGGAUAAUAAUACAACUCCGUCAACAAUAUUGACUGAAAGUUAUCCGACUCCUGGUUCAACAACAACAACCGAAAAUCACACAACGAUAUCUUCUGAAACCACAACUCCAGAAUAUGAAACAACCACGCGGUAUGAAACUGAAACUACUGAACGAUAUCCAACCGUUGAUUUAACAACAACAGUAGGCUACACCACGGUGUCUUCUGACAAGCCAACAGAAGGUUAUGAAACUACCACAUGGUCUGAUGCCACUAAAACCACAGAUGUUACGGAAAGUAAUACGUCCUCUACAUCAAUAACAUCUACAGACCCGACAAGCGAUUCAUCGACGACUGCUGAAGGUUUCACCACAAUAUCUUCUGAAACCUCAUCGGUAGAGUACGAAACGACUACACAGGCAGAUGACAUCGAUACUGCAGCGACUUCUGAUAAAAACACGUUUCCAACUGUAACAAUAACAACUGAAAAAUUCUUCACUGAGGAAUCAACAAAAACAACGGAAGGUUACACAGUUACAUCUUCUGGAACUCCGACAGAAGAAUAUAAAACGAAUCCACAAACUGGAACAACAGAAAAAUCAGUUAAUACUGAUAGUACAACCAUCGAGCUUACCACUGGACCUUCUUUAUUAAGUACAACCGAAUCAAAUACCAAUCCAGAUCAAGGUGCUAUAACUUCAAAUGCUCCUGAUGAUGAUCAAACAACAGUAAACCAGGAUAUAACUGAGGCUCCUAUGUUUAGCACAACAGAACAAGUACCGACCACUAUAAGCUAUCCAACAGUACCUUCGGAGUCAAACACAACAACUAUUGUUACAACAAAUAGUGACGGAACGAAAUCAACUGAAGAUGAUACUACGAUGCCUUCAGAAAUAACUUCAGAAUAUUUUACAACUACAACUGAAAGCACAACAGUAUCUUCCGAUAUGACUACAGAUAAAGUGGAGGUAACUACAGGUAACCCAUCUGUGAAUAUUUGUCCUCCAGGGACUUUCGAAAAUAUUCCACACCCGGAACUUUGUAAUUCAUUCUACAUGUGUGCUGGUGGAAUUCCUAUACAAUUAUUCUGUAGUGACGGAUUUGAAUUUGAUCCUGUUACAAAGCAAUGUGUAAUUAUAUCGGACAAUGGCUGUACUGCAAUGCAGGGCAGAUCCACAACAACAGAAGAUGUUUCGACAACCAUUGCAACUGAUAGAACACCCAAUGACUUGGAAACAACCGUUGAUAUUGAUACAACUACAAAAUCUGAUGACUCGAAUGAAUAUCAACCGUCAACUAUAACUGACAACGUAAACGAACAAUCAACAACAACUAUAAAAGAAAUCAACACAGAGACAACUCAGACAUUAGAACAAUCAACAACUGAUAUUGUAACAUCAGAUUACACGGUCCCAAAUGAUAAAAUCACAUCAACGUUUAAUCCUACUCAAACAGAGAAAACAAGUACGACAGAUAUCCAAGAUCCCGAAACAACCACAGAAAUGUUUUCAACAACAACAAGACCAAGUGAUACAACAUUAGAACAUAAAACAACAAUUGAGACAACAACAGAUGAUUUAACAACUGUAUCAUAUGAUAUUACAACAGAAGCUAUAGAUGUAACCACGGAUGAUGAUAAUAAAUCUACAAUGCUACCAGGAGUGUGCCCUGAAGGUUUCUUUGGGAAUAUACCGCAUCCAGAACUGUGCAAUUCAUUCUUCAUGUGUACCGGUGGAAUUGCCAUACAAUUAUUUUGCAGUAAUGGCUUUGAAUUUGAUGAAAAACUUGCAUUUUGUGUUCCAAUAUCUGAAUACGGAUGUACUGCUUCAAAGGGUCAACAGACAACUGAGACUUUUACUGAAGAUUAUACGAAUACGUUGGCUACUGAUGAAAAUACCCUUUCAACUAAUUUAGAUAUUUUAACUACUCCCUCGGAUUCCGACAAAGAAGUUUCUACUAGUAAUGUGCCUAAUGAAUCAACAAGUACAGUUAACGCAGAAAGUACAACAGGGACUCUACAAACGUCCACAUAUGUAGAUACUACAAAAUUAACAGAACCUCCAACAACUUCUUCAACUUCGGAGGACAUAUUUGAAACAACUAAAGUACCAGUCACAUAUAAAACAACCGAAGAUUCCACACAAUUUACAGAAUCAGAUACUUCAAAAAUAGAGUCGACAAUACAAGAUACCACAUCUUAUAAGACCACAGAAGUUUUUGAAGAAACAACGCCCACACAGAAUACGGAUUAUUCUAAACCAUCGACAGAAAUAUUCAAUGACCCAUCAACAACAGGAAUUCCUGACGAAUUCAGCACAACUCCAGAUUCAUUAGAUGUAACUACGAUAUCAACAAGUAUAAAAACAGAUGGGACUUCAACAAUUUUGUCUACAGACACCACAAGUGGCUAUGAAAUAACUACUGAAAAGACAUCGUUGUGUCCCGAUGGGUAUUUUGGUAAUAUACCACAUCCAAUAUAUUGCGAUUCCUUCUUUUUGUGUACUGGAGGUAUUGCUGUACAACUCUUCUGUCGAGACGGGUUUGAGUACAACGAAGAUGUAGCUAACUGCGUCCCGAUUUCUGACAAUGGAUGCACAGCUUUAAGAGGUACAACUACAAGUUUAUAUACGAAAUCUACUGAGUAUACUGUAUUACCAGAAGAAACAAAAGUAACAGAAAAUGAACAUUCUACUGAGACAGUGUAUGAGACGACGAGUGAAAUGAUUGAAACUACUGCAUCAGACGAACAAGGAACAAAAUCUACAAGCAUCGUUACUGAUUCGGGACAAACUGAUUCAACCACAAAAGAUUUAGGAACAACUACAGGUGAAGGAGAAGUUAAAGAGACCACAGAUGAUCUAAAAACUACAUCAAAUGAAAUAACCUCAACAGUAGCAUCGAUUACUGAAAGUACACUAUUUACCGACGAACCGCAAACUACUUCUGAUAAAUAUACAACGACGGAAAAGGAAAUUACGACGAUGCAAGAUACACAAACAACUCUAAACCUUGGACAAUCUACUACAGGCGAUUCAGAAGUAUCUAGUACUGAAUCUGUAACAGCCGAGACAAACACACUGUCCACUUCAGAUUGGAUUGUAACAGAUUCGACGAAGUCUACAGUUGAAGAAGCGGAAACAUCUGCCCAAACAACAAAUAAUGAGUCGAUAGAAACAACUACGGAAAUAUAUAGCCCAGAUUUAACAUCUACAACACAAAUAUCAUCCAAUAUUUGUCCACCGGGUGUAUUCGGAAAUGUUCCUCACCCUACUCUAUGUGAUUCAUUUUACUUAUGCACAGGCGGUUUCCCCAUACAGCUAUUCUGUAGCAGUGGAUUCGAAUUCAGCCCUGAAAUAGGUUCUUGCGUGCCUAUUUCUGAUAACGGAUGUACAGCAUUAAGAGGAACAACGACAACUAAAAUUAAUACAGAAUUUGAAUCUACUACAAGCGGUGAAAAAUCAACUUCUGUUAUUGGAGAAACCAGCCCAGAUGAUACUCAGACAUUGUCUACAGUUACAUCGAGUUCAACUCAAGAGAACGAUGUAACACAAACAUCUCAGUAUACUGAGACAACUUCAGAAAAAGAUGAAACUAAAUACACAACAUCGAAGAUAACCGACAUUACUACAGAUGGUAAUAAUGACAGUACGUAUCCCGUUACAAAGGACCCGCAACUUACUGAGAAAACAACAGAAAAUCAUAUAACAACUGAAAAUGAUUUAACAACGUUACAUAAUUCUGAGAGUGACUCGACUUAUUUAGUCACCAAACCACCUGCUACAUUAUCAACUACUGACAGGAUAACAACAGAGGAUAACUUAGAAGGAGACACAACAGUCAGCCCUGAAUCGACAAUAUCGGAGACUGUUACAACUAGUUCAUCAAUAUCAUCUUCUAUGUCGUCUUCUACUUCUAAUUCGAUACCUGAGAAUUCACAGUCAAGUACAGUUAAUUUACAAACGACAACAAAUAACGAUGUAACUUCUAAUGAGGAAACGACAUUCCAAACAAAGACAAGUGAAGAUGAAUCAACAAAACCAACGACUACAGCCGAUAGAGAAACCUCAACUGAGACUACAAAACACGUGGAAGUACCAACAGAAAAGACUACAGUUGAAGAAGUAGAGUCUACGACGAACUUCUCACCGACUACAGAUGAAAGUGUAAUGUCUAGUGAAACAGGAGUGUAUACUACUCCCACAAGUGGCAGCAGCUCCACGACUACAGUGAAGAGCACUGAAACCACAACCCAGGCAGCAAUUUGUCCGCCAGGAGUGUUCGGGAACGUUCCUCAUCCUACUUUAUGUGAUUCAUUUUACUUCUGCACCGGAGGAGUUCCAAUACAACUAUUUUGUAGUAAUGGAUUCGAAUUCGAUCCUGAUGUUGGACACUGCGUUCCAGUUUCUGAUAGUGGGUGUACAGCAUUAAGAGGUACCACAACUAGUUUUAAUGACUACACAACAACUGUCCAGUUCACUACUGAAACUAGUUCUAAUUAUCCUGAGGGAAUUGCAAUCACAACGUCAACUACUGAAGUAAUUGAUUCAGAAACAACUACUGAACAAAGUAAUACUUCAGAUACAAUAGUGAACACAGAUUCGACAAUAUCUGGAAUCGUUACCGAACCAUCUUUAUCAACUUCGCCUACGCCUUCGUCUUCAACUUCUGAAGACAUUUCGACAAGUGACAGCUUACAAUCAAGUACAGUCAUUUUACAAACGACAACAAAUAACGAUGUAACUAAUAAUGAAGAAACAACUUUACAAACAAAGACAACAAGUGGAGCAGAUGAGUCAACAACAAAUCAGAGCACAGAUGAUUAUGAAAUAAAGACAGAGACUACAAAAGUCAUAGAUAUAUCUACAGAAAUGUAUACGACAGAUGGUAUCACCUCUACAACAACAGCAAUAAGCACGGAAACAACAUCAGAGACUCCAAUAUGUCCGCCAGGAGUGUUUGGAAAUAUUCCUCAUCCAACUCUGUGUGAUUCAUUUUACUUGUGUACAGGCGGAAUUCCAAUACAACUAUUUUGUAGCUAUGGAUUUGAAUUCGAUGCUGCCGUUGGUCAUUGCGUCCCAGUUACUGAUAGUGGUUGCACGGCAAUGAGAGGUACAACAACUACUAUAGACGAGGCAUCGACCACAAAUGAAGAAUAUACCAAGUUCACUACUGAAACUAGUUCUAGUAACUCUCCGGUAAUGUCAAGUACAACAUCAUAUUCUGAAAUAACAACCGAAGCAGAUGACUUAGGACAAACUACUCAGCAAAAUGUUGUCACUUCUGAUGAUGAAACAACAGUGAAUUCUAUUUCAACGAUAUCUAAGGAAACUACUGUUAAACCACCCACAACUGAGGUGUUAUCAACAACGCAACAACCAACGACCUCUAGUGAAGAAUUUAAACCAACAACCGAUAAUUCACAAAAUACAGAAUACAAUAGAACAUCAACAGAUAAUACACAACCUAUAGAGACAUCUACAGAGUUGUCUUCGACUUCUAAUGAUGGAUUCAGCUCAGAAGGGCUAACUUUUACAACCGAACAAGUUCAAACUACUAUAAGGGAUACUGAAACUACAACAUCAGCUCCAAUAUGUCCACCUGGAGUGUUUGGAAAUUUUCCUCAUCCAACUCUGUGCGAUUCAUUUUAUUUCUGCACCGGAGGAGUUCCAAUACAACUAUUUUGUAGUAAUGGAUUUGAAUUCGAUCCUAUCCUUACUCAAUGCGUAGCACUUUCUCAAAAUGGUUGCACAGCAAUGAAAGGUAAUUUUUAA